UCGCACUCAGCAGGCCCUUGUCAAACUUCAGUCCCCGUCCUUCACAGGACCCCAAAUCGAUUAUGGCCACCGGCAAGUCCAUGACCGAGGCGUGGGCCGCAGCAUCGCGAGCAUCAAAGCUGUCCGGCUUCAAGAAAUACACCGUCCAGCCCAGCGGCUUCUGGGCCCGAGUAAACGGCUGGUUCGCCAUCGACCCCAAUCGCUCCACCGGCGUGCCCUUGAACCCCCUCUUCCGCAACCCUCCCCCGGGCGCCAAUGACCCCCUCGAGUACGAAGACCCCGUUACCGUGCCGGCCGCCGACAUCGCCGGCAACCCCUACUGGAAGCGCGACAAUCGGCGCUCCUACCCCAAGCUGUCGGUAGUAAGGCAACCGGAUGUCGUGGCGCUGCUGACGGUCGGGUCGGCGGCGGCGCCGAAAGAGGACGUGUUACAGAUUGGAGACGCGGGGACGAAGCAAUUGGUGCAGGUGAAGGAAGAGGGAGAGAAGGGACUGAGUGCGUUCUUCCAGAAGGAUGCGUCUGCUUCGAAGGGUGUGCUUGAUUCGGAUGGCUUGCCGCCUCUGCCUGUGUCGCUCCAUCGGACGAGGAAGCAGUAUGAGUUGAACGACAGGUCACGGCAGACGUAUGGAGACAAGCCGGAUGGGGUGAUGUAUCCUUGCCGAACGUUUGUAUAGAGCGCCAUUAGACAGGGCGCUUUCCAUGGGAAUUGUACAUAAUCUCCCUACAGAAGCUUACAACCACAUUCACAUUACAACAAGCUGA
Molecule: messenger RNA, 762 nt
Organism: Neohortaea acidophila
Lineage: Eukaryota; Fungi; Ascomycota; Dothideomycetes; Mycosphaerellales; Teratosphaeriaceae
Product: putative NADH-ubiquinone oxidoreductase 21 kDa subunit
Exons: 3
Coding region: 63-674 (203 amino acids)
Source: RefSeq, a predicted model, not a curated record